This is a messenger RNA of Python bivittatus (Burmese python), 1854 nucleotides long. The record is from RefSeq and is a predicted model, not a curated record. Lineage: Eukaryota; Metazoa; Chordata; Lepidosauria; Squamata; Pythonidae.
AUGAGUCGUGUUUCCUAUCGAGCAUCCUCCGGAGGAGCUAACAGAGGCUUUACCUCCGGCUCUGCAAUUGUCGGUGGUGGUGGCGGCGGUGGCGGGAGAACCAGUUUCAGCUCCUACUCUGUCACUCGAGUUGGAGGAGCAAGAGGUGGAGGGGGUGGCGGCUAUGGACUUGGUGGAUUUGGCAGCCGAAGCCUGCACAACAUGGGUGGAAGCAAACGAAUUGCCUAUAGUACCAUUGGUGGAGGUCUAAGAUCUUGUUACGGUGGAGGAGGAUAUGGCUUUGGUGGAGGAGCUGGUUUUGGUUAUGGUAUGGGCGCAGGUGGAGCUGGCUAUGGUAUGGGUGGGGGUCCUGGGGGUGGCUUUAUGGUAGGUGGACCAGGUUUUGUAAGAGCUGGUCCAGGUUAUCCAGUUUGCCCCCCUGGUGGCAUCCAAGAAGUGACCAUCAACCAGCACCUCUUGCAACCCCUCAAGCUUGAGAUUGACCCAGAGAUUCAACGAGUGCGUUCUCAAGAAAGAGAACAGAUCAAGACACUCAACAACAAAUUUGCCUCCUUUAUUGACAAGGUCCGAUUCUUGGAGCAGCAAAAUAAAGUCCUUGAGACCAAAUGGGAACUCUUACAACAGCAGGGGACGACUGUUCGACAACACAACAUUGAGCCUCUUUUUGAGGGAUAUAUUAACAACCUCAGGAGGCAGCUGGAUUCUCUACUAAAUGAACGGGGAAGACUUGACUUAGAACUGAGGAAUAUGCAAGACAUGGUGGAGGACUUUAAGAACAAAUAUGAAGAUGAAAUUAACAAGCGAACAGGUGCGGAGAAUGAAUUUGUAGUGCUCAAGAAGGAUGUGGAUGCCGCCUACAUGAACAAGAUUGAACUUGGUGGCAAGUCAGACUCCCUGACUGAUGAAAUGGAGUUCUUGAAAGCACUGUUUGAGGCGGAAUUAGCUCAAAUGCAACAGCAAGUAUCAGAUACCUCUGUCAUAUUGUCCAUGGACAACAACAGAAACCUGGACUUGAAUAGCAUAAUUGCUGAGGUCAAGGCGCAGUAUGAAGAUAUUGCCAACAGGAGCAGGACUGAGGCUGAAUCAUGGUAUCAAAGCAAGUAUGAAGAACUACAGGUGACUGCUGGGCGCCAUGGCGAUGACCUUCGCAGCACAAAGACAGAAAUUUCUGAGCUUAACCGGAUAGUCCAAAGACUGCGAGGUGAAAUUGAUGCCUUGAAGAAACAGUGUGCCAACCUUCAGGGAACCAUUGCUGAGGCUGAGGAUCGUGGCGAACUUGCCCUCAAGGAUGCUAAACAAAAGCUGAGUGAAUUGGAGGAAGCUCUACAGAGAGCCAAGCAAGAACUAGCCCGACAGCUGAAGGAAUACCAGGAGCUCAUGAAUGUCAAGCUGUCCCUCGACAUUGAGAUUGCCACCUACAGGAAGUUGCUAGAAGGAGAAGAAAUCAGGCUGGCAGAAGGUGUUGGAAAUGUGAGCUAUUCUGUAGUCAGCAGCACCACUACCGCUGGAUACGGCGGCGGAAGCGGCAUUGCGUUGGGAGGAGGAUUCAGUGGAGGAUCUGCUGGAAGACUCGGAGGAGGAUUUGGAGUUGGAGUCAGUGGUGGUGGUGGUGGUGGUGGCGGCGGCUAUGUCAUUAGCUCCGGCAGCAACUAUGGUGGAAGUGGGUUUGGCUCCAUGAUCAGCUCUGGAGGUGGGAGUAGUUACGGUUCUGGAAGUGGGUUUGGCUCCAUGAUCAGCUCUGGAGGUGGGAGUAGUUACGGUUCUGGAGGAGGUCGCCUUUCCUCAGGUGGAGGAGGAAGUUCCAGUGUGAAAAUUGUAUCAAAGACCAGUACAAGCAGGAAAACUGCCUAUUAA